UCUGACUUCCUUGUGCGAUCUCUCACUUCCCGAACAACAGCAGGGGGGGCGUUUGAAUGACCUUGCCAGGAAAUGUGUUAAGAAGCACUGUCCGAUUGCGGAGUGGAGUGACAACUUGGCUCAGAAAAUGAGCCCCGUCGGAGGAGACGCGCAGGAGUUUAAUGAAUCUGACCUGUUAAGAUCCCGCAGGCGAGAACUAUGGCGACCAGAGGCUGGACCUGCUUCCUAACUGGACUCCUGUCUCUGGCAUGGGCUGCGGAUCACGUGCCUCAUUCAGACCACCAGGGGGAAGCAGACACCUACCACGUGAGUGCCGGUCACUUGUUUCUGCUGAGUUGCCAGUUUGCUGACGCUCAUUCCGAGAUAAAGUGGAGCAGAGGCGACAGGGGGAGCCUCCCCGCUGGGGUGGAAGUCAGAAAUGGGUCGCUGUGGUUUCUACCCGUGCGGAUGACUCACAGUGGAAGCUACAUCUGUGAAAAAAGGAAUAAAAUGAAACCAUCAAAAAGACGAUUUAAAGUUUUAGUGUCCGGGUCAAGCUGUCCUGAUCCAAGUGAAGAGAUUUUGGCUACAAAGGAAACAAGUGAAGGUCUUCAGUGCAAACAGAACGAGAUCUUCAGACUGAAUCUCCCAAGGAAAAUACGAUGGACGAAGGACUGUCUUCAGGUGCGGCCGGAUGGAGAGCCCGUCCAUCCGAACACAAAUGGCUUCCUGAGGCUGGCGGACGUUUCGGAGGCAGACGCAGGAAAAUACACGUGCCACGUAGACGUCACUGUAGACGGGCGGAAUUACACCGCAGCACGCAGCGUCCAGAUGACUGUCAAAAAUGGCACUUCGGAGCUCUUUCCAGAGAUUCACGUUGUGAGGCCCAAAAACGAGGUGGUCAUAGUUGAAGUGGGUAAGAGAGCAGAGCUGCACUGUAAGGCCUACACCGGCUUCAGUGAGGACGAAGAGAUCGUCAUGUACUGGACCAUCAACAGGACAUACGCUAGCGACAUCACUGGGCUUGCCGAGUCCUGGAAAUUUAUCCACGAAAGAGGCAAAGUAUUUGGUCAGUCCAAUCUGUCCAUCGCUACAGUUCAAAAGGAGUUCCUGAACGUCCCCAUCCAUUGCCACAUCUCAAGCCCGGUGGAAGCGAAGGUCGGGGAGGCCCGGCUCCAAGAAGCUGACCCAACUGAACACAACACGUUCUACACCAUCGUGUCUCUCUGGCUCUCUGCCCUCUUUGCCAUCCUGAUCUUGACGGCCUUCUUCCUCAUCUGUAAAGUCAACCUCUUCUUAGCAUACAGGGCACUGAAGACGGUGUUUUCUAAACAAGUUCCAGAUGGGAAACUUUACGACGCCUACGUGAGCGUCGGUCAGUCGGCCAUGCUGAGUUUGGACGGCGUGGCCUGCUUUGCCCUGCGCCUCCUGCCAGAGGAGCUGGAGCAGAAACACGGCUACUCCCUGUACAUCAGAGGACGGGACGACCGCCCCGGAGAAGCGGCCCACGACGUCAUCUCUGCUGCGGUGCGCCAGUGCCGCCGGCUGCUUAUCGUCUUGUCGUCUGCCGGUAAAUCGAAGGAGACGGCGCAGUUCUGGGAGGAUCACAACCAGCUCACAUACGAGCAGAAAGUGGGCCUUCAUGACGCGCUGAUGCGAAACGAUCCUAAAGUUAUUCUGGUGGAAGUCGACGGUCCGGUGGACUACAGUCGGCUGCCGGAGUCACUGCGCUACCUCAAACGGACACAAGGAGCGCUGGAGUGGAAAAACUCGUUUGUUGAAACCAACAAACUGACUCAGAUGUACUUGAAAAGAAACUUUUGGAAGAGCCUGCGCCGUCACAUGCCAGCCGUUCCUGCAAGGAGGCCGCAGAGCAUCGCUUGAAGCGGUGAACAUACUUUCAUUUAUCCAGAAGGUUUAAAGAUGGCAUCCAUCAGAAUCUGCAGUUGUCAGAAGUCUCUCUUCUGAAGCCGUCCACACGCGGGGACUAAAACCUUUGAGUCGUCACCGUCAGGUGGAUUAUUUAUUUCAAACGACGUAUGCUUUUAUAAAGUAAAGGACAUUUCCUGAGCCGAGCUGUGUUACUUUUCUUGUCUUUGGUGUUGUUUUGAAGCAUCUCAGAUUUCUUUGACUCGAGCUGAACGCUCGUUGUGACAACAGAGUAUAGCUUUACUUGCUAUACUUGUUCCCAAACUGGACGCCAAUGAAGUCCAGAGAUUUGAGUUCCUCUUCACAAAUCGAAGCGAAUAAUAAAAAUUAUUAUGGAGCAUUUUUACAAUUAACAGCAUGCCAGUUGUUGCAAGGAUUCCUUGACAACGUUUUGGUAGUAAACGCUUUUUGUGUCGCUAACUGACUCAAACUGUCGCAUACGGUGAACUACCAGCUACUGUACAGUUUUUGCACAAAUUCUGUUACACUUAAUUGCUUCAGAAGAUGAAACGCAUUCAUUAAGAUAAGUUAAUACAUUUUAAAUACUCAGUUUUAUUUUUUCAAGCACAUUAGCAGUUCGAACCAACCUGGUUCCAGGGCCUUAUCACCAUGGUGGUGAUAAGUGCCAAUAAGCAUUUCUGAUAGCGAUCAAUGAGUCUUAACAUCGCUACGAGGGACAUUUGACCCACUGUUCUUUGCAGAAUUGUUUAAAUUUCAGCUACAUUGGAGGGUUUUCAGACACGAAUACUAUUUUUUGUCGUCAAGAGAUUACACCAAGUUGUCCACGUUACACACAUCUUGCAUAACUUUGAUAACGAAUCAGAUUUCUUUUUAAAAUAAAGUAGAACACCAUGCAACAGAAAUAAUUGUAAUAAUAAAAAGAGUGGGGCUAAUAAUAAUAAUAAUAAUAAUAAUAAUAAUAAUAAUAAUAAUAAUAAUAAUAAUAAUAUUUUACCUGUGUUUUAUUUUUUAUUUUUUUACUUACUGUUGGGUUAAUUACAAUAUUCUACACAAUGAGAAAUGUUUUAAGGUACAAAGUGUAUCCAUUUACGAGAAAGUUUUGGCUGAUUGUUGGUGGCAUUUAUUUUUCCAUCCUCAAAUAUAUUUCUCGUGUUAAGCCGUAGUAAUGAGUAGUGUGUUUAAAGCAGGGGUCUCAAACUCCAGUCCUCGAGGGCUGCAGUCCUGCAACGUUUAGAUGUGCCUCUGCUGCACCACUUGAAUGGAAUAAUUAGGUCAUUAGCAAGACUCUGGAGAACUGAUCGACACAAGCAGGAGGUCAUUAAGACAUUUCAUUCCAGUGUUUUGUAGCUGUGGCACAUCUAAAACCUGCAGGACAGCGACUGGAGGACUGGAGUUUGAGAAGCUUUUUAAGAUGAUGUCAAUGAAUUUCUUCCUCAUCUGCCCUCUUGCCUAACCAGAUGACCGCUUACCGUAUCGCUUUUUUUUUUUUUUUUUCCCCUCCAGGGGGUCUUUUUGUGGGCUCUAGUGUCCCUUAUUCAACAGUAGGCUGACAGGAAAGGGGGAAUCGAACCCGCGACGGCCGCGGCGAGGACUGAAGGCCUCCAAACGUGGGGCGCGCUAACCUCUACGCCACCGGAGCACGCCCCACCGUAUCGCUUUUUAACCACUUCCCUUUUUUUUUUUUUUUUUUUUUACUUUGCCCGUCUGGAGCAUCAUGUUUUCUUAAGGCGGGAUUAUGUUUUCUCCUCAGAAACAUAAAUGUUGGCAGAGUUAGAAUGCUUUUCCAAAUAUAUUCAAACUACAAUAUUUAAGAUGGAAACAGAGUGAUUUGAUUCUAUAUUUUCCACGUAUUUUUUUUGUUUGUUUUGUUUUUAUUUUGCCGAUGCAGGAAACAUGUGCAACAACAAUGUUUUUAAAGGGAUUUCGUCCAGGCAGACUUUAUGGCACUUUCAGCCACAUCUACAGCCGGAGCAGGUAACACCAGAUUGAGCUCAUUGUUUUGUAAAUAUUGACACUUUUAUGCAAAGUUGGGGCUUUUAAUGGACUUUCAAUACAACUUUGCAUUACAAGUGUCACUAUUUACCGUAUGACACUUCAUGACUACAGUUAGAAAGACUCCUUUAUGUUCAUGACAGCGUCAUGUCAGUCUUAUGAGUAACAUAGUUAAUGUUGUAUAGAAUUCCCAUUACAUCCAAGUUUGGGUUAAUGUGUAAUGGGUGAAACAGCACCCCCUCCUGGUGGUUGGUAGUGGUAGGUUCACUGAGUUAACGCUCUGGUAAAAUGUUAUGUUAGCUUGAUGCUAAAACAAAAUGCUAUUCUUCGUAAGGUGCUGUACCCGCGGUGAUUAACCUGAUCCCUGAUCAGUUCUUAUCCUGUUCCACACAGAUAAACAUCAUUUCAUCUCA
Molecule: messenger RNA, 4274 nt
Organism: Gambusia affinis (western mosquitofish)
Lineage: Eukaryota; Metazoa; Chordata; Actinopteri; Cyprinodontiformes; Poeciliidae
Product: interleukin-1 receptor type 1-like
Exons: 11
Coding region: 199-1863 (554 amino acids)
Biological process (GO): signal transduction
Molecular function (GO): interleukin-1 receptor activity
Source: RefSeq, a predicted model, not a curated record